AUGAUCAUGGCAAUGAAGGAUUCCGACAAACUCGCGCAGAAAGUCAUGACUUGGCUCAGCGCGGAUGCCUGCAAGGCCUGGGGUGGCUUUGUAUUGGUCGCCGUCGCGGUGUUCUGGCUGUUCUCGAGUGGCAGUUUCUCCUUUAUCCUGACGCUGUCCUCGCUGGUGAGUUUGUUUAGUUUCCUCGGCGUGCUGGUCGGGAUUCUGCAGAUGAAGAGCGCGCGGGGCAUCUCUUGCAAGAUGAUUGAGUGCUAUUGUUUGGUGUUCGUAGGUCGCCUGAUCGCGAUUGUCCCGUUCGAAGGCUAUCUGCCGUUCGACAGAUCCGGCGAUUGGUUCUACCAGCUUAGUGAAGGUAUCGCGCUGUCACUCGCGAUGGCAAUCGUGUACCUUUGCCGCGGGCAGUGCGCUGCGACCUACGACAGGCAUGCAGACUCGCUGAACAGCCUCUGGCUGAUAGUGCCCGCGCUGGUCAUCGCCCUGGUGAUCCACCCGCACCUGAACAACCACACCCCGACGGACAUCUGCUGGGCCUUCUCCCUGUACCUGGAGUCCGUCGCGGUGCUCUGCCAGUUCUGGAUGUUCAUGAGCCAGGGGAAGGCUCGCCCGCACAUCACCCACUUCCUUGCCGCACAGGCUCUGUCGAAGUUCAUGUCGUUCAUCUUCUGGGCCUCCUCCUUCAGCGAGCUCACCAACAAAAACCACUACAUCAAGGAGCUGGUCGCCUUCUGGGUGGUGGGCAUGCAGAUGGUCCAGAUUUUGAUCAUGGUGGACUUCAUCCACAACUAUCUGUUUGCGCUGUCGCGCGGAUCCCCGUGUCCCAGGUCAUCCGUGGAGACUGCAACGUCUGAGCGCGGCGCCGCCGGCUGGAGCAAGGCCACCCAUGACCGCCGCGAUCGGGGGCCACGUGAGGGGGUAAGGGAUCAGGGUCCCCCCUGGCGUUGCCCCUCAGCCUUGGCCACGGGGUCACUGGCGGCCGCCGCAGGGGACGCAUAG
This is a messenger RNA of Prorocentrum cordatum, 993 nucleotides long. The record is from the annotation of a GenBank genome assembly. NCBI's taxonomy places the organism in Eukaryota, Dinophyceae, Prorocentrales, Prorocentraceae.